Lampris incognitus (smalleye Pacific opah) is the source of this 3990-nucleotide messenger RNA. RefSeq names its product HLF transcription factor, PAR bZIP family member b (gene hlfb). The transcript has 4 exons. Gene Ontology annotation, cellular component: nucleus. Gene Ontology annotation, molecular function: RNA polymerase II cis-regulatory region sequence-specific DNA binding; DNA-binding transcription factor activity, RNA polymerase II-specific. The record is from RefSeq and is a predicted model, not a curated record. Gene Ontology annotation, biological process: regulation of transcription by RNA polymerase II. Lineage: Eukaryota; Metazoa; Chordata; Actinopteri; Lampriformes; Lampridae. The coding region runs from base 344 to 1240 and encodes 298 amino acids.
GACAAGAGAGAGAGAGAGCGCGCGCGAGAGAGAGAGAGAGAGCCAGAGAGAGCGAGCGAGAGAGAGAGAGUUUGACGUCACACACCUCCGUUCUCCCACAUGGACUCGGUGAUCGGGAGUAUCCGUCUUGUGCAGCCCAGUUUGGAAUAGCCGGUGGCAGCGUCGCCAGCCCUCGCACGCAACCCCGACCGGUCUUCUGCCCUUACUCUCCCCCCCCUCCCCGAGACUUUUUGUUUUCUGUUGUUGUUGUUGUUGUUGUUGUUGCAUGUUUGUUUCCGUUGACUACAAGCAAAAGGACUAGCACACCGCCGGGCUCCAGAUUUCGACGGCUGAAAGACGCGCGAUGGAGAAAAUGUCCAGACAUCUCCCGAUAAAUCCAAGUUUUCUACCUCCAGCCACGCACGGCGUCCUCAAGUCCCUGCUGGAGAACCCCAUGAAGCUCCCGCUCCACCAUGAAGCAUUCGGAAAGGAGCAGGAGAAAGAGAAGAACUUGGAGGAGGAGAGGAACGUCCCACAGUCAGCCUUCCUGGGCCCCACUCUCUGGGAUAAGACCCUUCCCUACGAUGGAGAUAGCUUCCAGCUGGAGUACAUGGACCUGGAGGAGUUCCUAUCAGAGAAUGGCAUCCCCUCCAGUCCCGCCCAGCAUCACGAGCAGCACCAAUCACAGGCCCAGCACCAGCCGCCAAUCAUGCCCCAAGCCCCGGCGACGCCAGUGCCCUCGGUGAUGGACCUUAGCAACCGCGCCACAACCUCCGUACACAGAUCCAUGGUCUCGCCGAAUUGCAUCCAUGGCAGCCCAGCAAGAGCAGGCCUCCCCAACUCCAGAAACACCCCCAGCCCCAUUGACCCAGAGUCCAUUCAGGUUCCGGUGGGCUACGAGCCCGACCCAGCCGACCUGGCGCUGUCCAGUGUGCCGGGUCAGGAGAUCUUUGACCCGCGCAAGCGCAAGUUCUCCGCCGAGGAGCUGAAACCCCAGCCCAUGAUCAAGAAGGCCCGCAAGGUCUUCAUCCCCGAUGAUAUGAAGGAUGACAAAUACUGGGCCCGGCGCAGGAAGAACAACAUGGCCGCCAAGCGCUCCCGGGAUGCACGGCGGCUCAAGGAGAACCAGAUCGCCAUCCGCGCAGGCUUCCUGGAGAAGGAGAACUCGGCUCUGAGGCAGGAGGUCGCCGAUCUCAGGAAAGAGCUUGGGCGCACCAAGAACAUCUUGGCCAAGUACGAGGCACUGCAUGGACCCCUGUGAUGACCCACAUAGACACAGCACACGCACACACACACACACACACACACACACACACACACACUGGUCACACAAACAUAACCCACAGAAUCAACAAAUGCAGACAUGGACAUGCAAACACCUGACACUCACAACCUCAAAGAAUGAUGACCCAACCCCCCCCCCCCCCCCCCUACUUUCCCAGCGAUCCUUUGGCCACCUCAACUUUGCUCCUCAAGUCUCUUGGUCACAUGUAAAAGGUUAAACUCUUCACUAAUGGUCCAUAUACAUGCAACAACUCUAACCAACACCCCUCCCUCCCCUCCCCCCACCUCGACCAACACACAACUUUGUCAGAACCUCCCCACUGGACUCCCUCGUCGGACCAUCUGUACCAGAUUCACUUAACUGCCACUGCUUUUGCCCUCCUACAAGAGAUGAGAGGACUGUGGUUUCUACCCUCCCCUUUCCUUCCCUUUGCCCCCCUCCCCCCAAAAAAGUAUGUUCAUGGCACUUUAAAUUCUCAGCUCUCUGUAAAACGAAAAGAAAAAGAAACCAGUGAGCCAAAACCCAUCUUUUCUUCUUCUUUUUUUUCUUUUUCCUCUGCCAUCACUCACGUUUUAGUUACUCGUGGGCUAUUGUACUUUGCAGGUUGUUUCAUGAGUAAAACCCGUUGAUUUGUACAUAGUGUUUAUGACUCUUACCGCGCCAUAGCCUUUGACUUCCUUCUGACAACUGUGUAUAAUAAUGAAUGUGUCUCUCCACUGCUUUCCUAAAUUGGUCAAACAGCUGUCUGUUUUCGUCCAUAAAGACCAGGCUACAUGACUGCUUUAGCACAUGUACAGUUCUGCUCAUUGCCAAGGCAAGGUUCGGUCACGCGGGGCAUUGAAAAUACCAUCAACUCCCGGUUGAUUUUCUCAACUCCACAGGCGUGUGUGGAUUAAUGUACAAUUUGAUACUCGCUACCCAGAUGGCCUGUGAAUUUCAUAUCGCUCCGCUGACUUUGAAAUGAUGCCAUAACCAGCCGUGUUGUCCUGGGUGACAUGUUGUCUUUUCAAUAUACCAUCUGAGGUACAUUUUGAAUAUAUCUUUGUGCUUGUGAACUGGGUCAGGUCCUUUGCUGAUAAAUUGUGACAUGCUUCUCCUUUGUCUUUCAAAAUCCUCAGUGUUUGCACAUUGGUUAUAUGGUGAACUCCCCCCCCAAUGUUAUUUUUGAUAUACUCCUACAAGUCACUAGUCGAUUCCCUUUACUUUUUAAACUAUAUGUAUAAGUUGAAGGAUAAAACAAAAAUAUCCUAACCCCCCCCCUCCUUUGGCUGUUCCAUAAACUUUUUUUUUUUGGUUCUCUUUUUUUCUUUCAGAGAUAAGCUGUAUUUAAGUUGCAACCAUGCCACUGUAUAUACACUUUAAUGGGAAAAUCCUUAACUUGCCUUGAUACUCAUAGUCGGGCAGCCUGGCAGUGCCUGGUUUGACAGGUAUGUACACACAUACGUAGCUAUUGUAGAGGUCCUCCUUGUCAUUUCGUGCCUGCUGAACCACUGCUGCACCUUUCCUCUAUACCCAAGAAAGUUACAUAAAAAAAACCCUUUCUUUGUUAUGGAAAUUACAGGAAGAUACCGAUUCACUACUGCUGUUUUCAAUCAUUUGAGAAAGAAUGGUGUGCAGUGCUAACAUAGGACAGAAGCAGGUUGGGUAAAUUCAAGGGGCCAUCUACAAUAGCAACCACCGUGCAGAGUGUAGUCGGUGGAGGCAGAUGGAGGAAGGGAAAAGGUGCCCUUGUAUUGUGUGUGGUGGCAUCGCAGGCGAUACAUCAUACUAUACAUCCCGUAUGCCACCCGCAUGGCAGUGUUAGGACAAUGUGAAGCAGGCAUAGCAGAGGCUGUGUCAUUGAAAGAACUGUCUUUUUUUUUGCUUGCCAUUUCUAAAUUUUGAACUGUCUCAAAGCAUAAAGCAAUAAGUACAUUUAACAAUGGACUCGUCUUUGUCGGCUGCCACCGCUGACAAGCCAACCAUCACACAUCACAGCAAGGGACUGCCCAGUACUCUCAAUACAUGUCAAAUGUUUUUUUUUUUAAAUAUGCAUGGGAAAAAAAGCAAAAACAAACCAGCUUGUUUUUAAUGUGUUGUAUAGAAGUCAGUAAAGUCGGCAAAGGAGCAUUCUCACGGGUUCACCCAAGUACACCUAGCUGCAGCCUGGGGAAUGUGGCAAGGCUACACGUAUAGCCCACCCAUAAUCGUAUUAGAUUUAGGGUUAGGGUUCAGGUGUAGGUGUAACCCUGCCUCGAUCUCUGAGCUGCAUCCGGCACCUUCUCCCUUCACCUGUGUGAGAGAUGAUAACCAGUCCAAGCAAACUAGUUGUUGACAUAGCUAAUCACACCUAUGAUUGUGACAUUAACUUUUGCGCCUUUUGCAUAUAACUUAGCAUGUUUCGUUACUUUUUUUUUUGGUUGUCGUUUUGUUCAUUUUUGUUUUUGUUCAGUGUAGGAAUCAAAGUUCCUGUUAUCCCUUUCAGUGCAAUAGAUGGUUCUUUAACAGUUUCUGCACGCAUGACUCUUAUUUCUGUCCUGUUCCAAAGUGUAGCUCAGCGAUGAGUUUGACCCCCGGUGGCCCAGUUAGAGAUGAAUGUAUCGAGUGUAUAAUAGAAACACAGUAAGUUGGGUGAGUGGUGUUGUCUUAUACUGUGGAAUACCUAAUCACUUUAUUACUCUUUAUUACAGACCAAAAGAAAACAGUAUAAAGGAUAUAUUGAUAUAUUAAAGGUUUUAAUGUUUAUA